GAAGUGAUUGCCCUCCUCUUCCGGGGGUGAGGCUGGUGACGUAGUUCCGUUUCCCGGCAGCGGGACGCGCAGCGCCAUGGCCGGCAUCAAAGCUCUGAUCAGCCUGUCCUUCGGGGGAGCGGUGGGACUGAUGUUCCUGAUGCUGGGCUGCGCCCUUCCUCAGUACAACCAAUACUGGCCACUGUUUGUUCUGUUCUUUUACAUCCUUUCUCCUAUCCCAUACUGCAUAGCAAGAAGAUUAGUAGAUGACACAGAUGCUACGAGUAACGCCUGCAAGGAGCUGGCUGUAUUUCUUACAACAGGCAUUGUUGUCUCGGCAUUUGGACUGCCUAUAGUGUUUGCCAGAGCAGAACUGAUUUACUGGGGCGCAUGUGCACUUGUUCUUACGGGAAAUACAGUCAUCUUCGCUACAAUCCUAGGAUUUUUCUUGGUCUUUGGCAGCAAUGAUGACUUCAGCUGGCAGCAGUGGUGAAAGGAAGAUGCGAACUAUCAUAGACAUCUUGUCAUUCAGUGGCCAUCCAUACAAAUGAGAGAAUGGGCAAUAAAGAGAAGUAGUGUAGCAAGCCUCUCCAGUAUUUUAGACACUCCUUUUUCACCUUGUUUGUUCUGAGUGUACUACUGUUUGGCUGAUGGGUUUCUAAGUUUUUAUCAAGUAAAGAGAUAGCUGAUUUCAUUUUUACCUUUAGUAUCUUUUAGGUGGUCUCUUAGUUUGUCAUUCUUGUUCUGUUCAGUGUUUAUGUGAAGCUUUAAAGCUGAAACAAGAAUGUUAAACUUGCUUUGAAACCAUGUUUUAAAGUUUUAUUUUAGCAUUAAUACCGUGCUUCAUUUUUUCUAAUGUGGUGAUUAAAUUAUAUACAAACUGAACUAAGGUAAGCAAUUGUACACCACCACUGUCAGUUACAGAUACACAGCUUGUUAUAAUUUUAGAAGAGGCAAGGGUGGGUGUGUACCAGUUACAGACUUUUUCUUCUGCCCGUACCUCAAACUGGGUGAUGAAUGUUGAUAGCCUUCAUUUAAAGAAAAGGCUGAGAAGCAGGUGGAGUUAUUUGGGAAAAGUCCUCAAUUUAAGCACCGCUAGCACUUUACCUGCUUCGUUAUUGGUUUUUGUGUGGAUGUGACAUUCAAAUACUCUGUAAAUGUGGUAAUAUUAUGACAUGCAAAACCAAAUUGCGUUGUAGGGGGAGGGGAAAAUGAUACAUAAAUUCCAUUUUUUUUAAAACAAAUAUCUUUUGAAUUCUAUUUAUAAUUGUUGUAUUGUUUUGAACUUUUAUGUUAACUUUUUACCAUGAAGAGGGUAAAAUGUUCAUUUAUGGAACUACUGCUACGUUUUAAUUUGAAGCAUAUACAAAACUUUUCUCCUUCCUCUUUUUAAUUUAUUUUAUACAUACCAUGAAUGGAAUAAAACUUUUCAAAUGUAAAUU
Molecule: messenger RNA, 1421 nt
Organism: Phasianus colchicus (ring-necked pheasant)
Lineage: Eukaryota; Metazoa; Chordata; Aves; Galliformes; Phasianidae
Gene: LEPROTL1
Product: leptin receptor overlapping transcript like 1
Biological process (GO): negative regulation of growth hormone receptor signaling pathway; late endosome to vacuole transport via multivesicular body sorting pathway
Cellular component (GO): endosome
Source: RefSeq, a predicted model, not a curated record